This is a messenger RNA of Hevea brasiliensis (rubber tree), 713 nucleotides long. Its product is annotated as EG45-like domain containing protein. Gene Ontology annotation, cellular component: cell wall; apoplast. NCBI's taxonomy places the organism in Eukaryota, Viridiplantae, Streptophyta, Magnoliopsida, Malpighiales, Euphorbiaceae. The transcript is spliced from 3 exons. The record is from RefSeq and is a predicted model, not a curated record. Gene Ontology annotation, biological process: systemic acquired resistance. The coding region runs from base 72 to 464 and encodes 130 amino acids.
CCAUAUACAAAUUAUGUAUAAAUGAGGAGAGACUAGGGGUUAAUUUGGCGCAACAAACUUGACCAAGAGAAAUGGGCAUUGAGAUGAGAGUUUUUCUAAUGGUAGGCAUGGUUUUAUGCCUUGUCUCCAUUGCACAUGCCGCACAAGGGACUGCCGUUUGGUACAAACCUCCUUAUACGCCAUCAAAGUGCUAUGGGAAUCAAAAUAAUGGAGCAAUGGUUGCUGGUGUAAGUGAUAAACUGUGGAAUAAUGGAGCAGCAUGUGGAAAAAUGUAUAGAGUGAGAUGCAUAGGAGGGGCAAACCUUGCACCUCACCCUUGCAAACAAGGUACCAGCGUUGUAGUUAAAAUUGUCGAUUAUUGUCAAAGAGGCUGCACUGGAGAUAUUAAUCUCUCUAGAGAUGCCUUCGCUCAAAUUGCUGAUGUUGAUGCCGGCAUUGUUAAAGUUCAAUAUGACCAGGCUUGAAGCUUGGAAUAGAAUUUUUCGAAGGCAAACUGCUUAAGUAGCAUAGAAUAAGAAACAGAUGAUGAUGAAGCUUGUCUAGUGUGAAAAUCAUAUAUAUGAGAAUAAUAAUUUUAAAGUAUUAAAUUAAUGGGACUCUUAUCAUAUAUCUUUUGGUUUUUCAAUCAAGUACUCAUGGAUAAGCAAUGACUAGCUCUUGCGACUACCAUUAUGUGUUGGUCUUGCUAUAUAAUAGUAAUUUAAUUCAUAAAA